GAGGAGAUAAUCUGUGUGGUUUGUUUUGGAAAAAGAAAAGAUAAGGAAGGUACUUUCAGACAUCUUGAAGAAAACAGAACUAUAUUCAUAAAUCUGUCUGAAAUGGGGGUGGGGGUGGGGGAUGGUACACCUCAAUAUUGGGUUGUGAUACUUAAAGGGAAGCCUGCCUAUUGGACCCAGAGACAAAGAUCUUCAGAACAAGACAGAAGGAUCCCUGUCAGAUUUGCUAUCAUUCAACUAAGAGACAGAAUCUGAAGCAGCAGCACCUGCAACAUCCUCAGCUCCUACCUAUUACAGUGGUUGCAGUAACAUCAAGUUACUCUCAGGAGUCUGCCCUGUGGUGAAGUUCUAAAAACUCUUGGACACCAUGGUAAAAAGAGUUGCAAUCAUUGGCGCUGGAUCCUGUGGCCUCCCUGCCAUUAAGUGUUGUUUGGAUGAGGGGCUUGAGCCCACCUGCUUUGAGCAGAAUGAUGAUAUUGGAGGACUCUGGAAAUUUCAUGAUGAAACUAUUGAGGGAAGGGCCAGCAUAUAUAAAUCCUUGACAAUUAACACAUCUAAGGAGAUGAUGACAUUUAGUGAUUUCCCCAUUCCAGAAGAUUAUCCCAAUUACAUGCACAAUACCCAAGUCAUGGACUACUUUCGGGCUUACGCCAAGCACUUUGGACUGCUGUCAUAUAUAUGCUUUAAGACCACUGUCCUCAAUGUAACAAAACAACCAGAUUUCUCUGUCACUGGCCAAUGGAAUGUCGUCACUGAGUCUUCUGGGAAAAAGGAAUCAUCAGUCUUUGAUGCUGUUUUGGUUUGCACGGGUCAUCAUGUUGAACCUCACCUACCACUCUCAUUUUUUCCAGGUAAAUUAUCUAUAGGAAGUGUCAUAACUUACAUGGCUGUAUUGAAAUUUUUCCAAGGAGGACAAAAAGUGGUUAUGAUUGGCCUGGGGAAUUCUGGAGCAGAUAUCACUGUGGAUCUCAGCCACACCACAAAAAAGAUUUUUCUCAGCACCAGGUCAGGAUCAUGGGUGCUGAAUCGUGUUUCAGAUAAUGGCUAUCCACUGGAUGUUACAUACUUUACUCGCUUCAGAAAUGUCAUCCGCCAUGUUACCCCCUUGUGCCUACUGAAUAGGUGGGGAGAAAACAAACUGAAUUCAAGAUUUAACCAUACAAACUAUGGCCUGAAGCCUUCCCACAGGUUCCUCAGCAAGUAUCCCAUUGUAGGCGAUGACCUUCCCAAUGGAAUCAUCUCUGGCCGAAUAAUCGUGAAACCAAAUGUGAAGGAGUUUACUGAAACCUCUGUGAUCUUUGAAGAUGGUACCAAGGAAGAUAAUAUUGAUGCUGUCAUCUUUGCAACGGGUUACUCCUUCUCUUUCCCCUUUCUUGAGGAGUCUGUCAUCCAAAUCAAGAACAACCACAUCUCCCUUUAUAAAUAUGUCUUCCCUCCAUUCCUGGAAAAGCCAACAUUGGCCAUAAUUGGUCUUCUCCAACCUCUGGGAGCCAUCAUGCCAAUUGCAGAGCUGCAAGCCCGAGGAGCGACCCGUGUCUUCAAGGGUUUGAUUAAACUCCCUCCUGAAGAUGUUAUGAUGGCUGAUAUUAUCCAAAAGAUAAAGGAAAAUGAGAAAAGGUAUGUGCCUAGUCAACACAUCAACUUGCAAGUACAAUAUGUCGAAUAUAUGGAUGAAAUUUCCAGCUUCUCUGGAGUCAAGCCCAACCUGCUGUUCCUAUUUCUCAGAGAUCCAAAACUGGCUUGGGAAGUCUUCUUUGGUCCUUGUACACCAAUCCAAUUCCGCCUCAUGGGGCCAGGGAAAUGGGAUGGAGCCCGGGAGGCUAUCCUAUGUCAGAGAAAAAGGAUCAUCAAAGCAACAAAAACUAGGGAACCCCCUAACACCAGGGAGGAAGACCCUUUGUCUUUGGGCUUCAUGUUUUUGAAAACUCUGUGGUUCUUGGCAUUUUUCAUGGCGAUUUUUGUUUAUUUGUAAUUUGAGUGGUCUCUCCUAGAAAAGUCCCAGCCAAGAUUUCAAAUUCAUAUAUGUCCAGCAUGUCUACAAUUCCUUUUCACCAUUUUUUUCUCUUAGUGCUUUUUUUCUCUUAGUCCUUAGUACUUUUUCUCUCCCCAUCACAAAGUUAAUGCUAAAGGCAGAGGGAUACUGACUUUCCCCAUAGUAUGUAGAUAAUCUGGGAAAGGGAAACUAAGUAUCUUCGGGUGGAUACAGUUCAGAUCUGCCAGACCAAUGUUCAUCUUCUUUGGCAGUCACUGGUCCCCAAUCCAAGAGAUUCACAGUUAAACUGACCUUUUAGCAUUUUUUAAAAAUGUCUACUGAGCAAAAGUUCAAAUGUUCUAGCUCCAGAGCAGAAUUUAAGCAAAAUAUAAACAAUUAGUUUGUGUAGAGCACUGAAGCAGAUUGUGCUUAUGUUAAAAAUGCACACACACACACACAUACAUACACAUACAUAUCGGGGGAAACAAAAUCAUACUUUUCUAGGUUCAUAAAAUUGAGAACCAUUUUACUGUGUUUCUACCAUUUCAGAAACUAGUGAGGAUGAGGAAAUCAGUCUUCAUUUCUCUUUCCAGGACUUCAGGACUCUAUUUGAGAUUCCUUUCUCUUUGCUAUGUCAAGAAUAAGGGCAGGAAGGAUAGUCCCUCUCCCUAGGCUGAAAUGGUUAUGAAAAGUUGUUAAUGAUUGUAUUCAUUCCCUUUAGCUCUUCUCUCUUGCAGGCUAUAGAAUCACCAUUAUUUUAAAAAGUGAUUUCCUCAGCUUUCCUUUCCAGCUGUUUGACCACCCCUAUAGUUCUCCUCCAAAGUCUUCUCAUCUUUUCUACAUUUUUCCCUUGCCGUAGAAACCAAAUUCACUUUGGGACUCCAAUGUAAUUGACUUUGGCUGAGACUGACUUUGAUUUGUUGCUAUAACUUGUAUAUCUAUGACAGUGUUGGGACCCUUUUGAGAUAAUAUACUUAUUCUCAUAAUGUUGCUAUUGCUAAAAACACUUUGGGAUUUUUUCUUUUAUAGUUUAGAAGAAAACAUUUAUCAGUUACACAUGAAAACAUUUCUCACUAACAGUAGUAACACUAUGGUGUUUUUGUUGUUAUUGUUGCUGUGGCUAUUUUAAACCAAAACCAAUAGCACUCAGCCUGAUCAUAGAGUGCCAAAGUUUGGUGCAACCUUAGUGAUUCCUUAUCCUGAUCUCAUUCUCUUGAUAGAUGAGGGUACUGAGGAGCAGAAAAAUUAACUGCUUUGCCCAAAGGCAUACAACUAGUUAGAUGAAAAGCCAGGAAUGAAACUGAUUCAAUAUUCUUUCCUCUUGACCAUUCUUCCUUCCCUCCAUCUUAGUCCAGAGACUUUCCUCCUAAAUGACUUUGAACUGUUA
This is a messenger RNA of Sarcophilus harrisii (Tasmanian devil), 3359 nucleotides long. Its product is annotated as dimethylaniline monooxygenase [N-oxide-forming] 5-like. The transcript has 9 exons. Gene Ontology annotation, molecular function: flavin adenine dinucleotide binding; NADP binding; N,N-dimethylaniline monooxygenase activity. Lineage: Eukaryota; Metazoa; Chordata; Mammalia; Dasyuromorphia; Dasyuridae. The record is from RefSeq and is a predicted model, not a curated record. The coding region runs from base 368 to 1972 and encodes 534 amino acids.